AUGUCUCGUUACGUGUCGUCGUCAAAGGUGGUGGUCGCGCAGAAGAAGGAGCACUGCGACUGCAGAAGAGGAGGAGGACGUGCCUUCUCCUUGCAUCAUUAUCAUCAUCAUCAUCAGCAGCAGCAUCGAUCGAGGAUGAGAAACUUUACGAGGAAACGAACGACACUGAAUGCUGCUGACGCUGCUGCUGGGAAGAAAGAAGAAAACGGCGUUGACGAUGGCGAUGAUGAUGAAACGUUUUUGUCGUCGUCAAAAGCACGGAUAAGCGAGAUAGUUUCGGUUGUCGAUACACAGAAGGGCCGACCGAAACAAUCCGGUUUGUUAGAUUCGGAAACGCAGAAAAAUCUCACGAAAGGCGAGGACGACGCGUUUUGCGAGAAGAAGGAAGUGACGAGAUUCGAGACGUUUUUAAUCACCACCACCACCGCUACCACCACCAUUAAUUCGCCCGAGGAGGAAUACGAUGAUCUUCGAGAGACAAAAGAGGAGGAGAGAAGAGAGAGCAACUCAUUUUACGCGUCGUUGGAAGCGGACCAGACGGCGUUUUUGGAUUCGUAUUCGCCGCCGACGGCGUUCGACGAGAUGAUAUUGCAAAAUAAGAGCAUGGAGAGCAAAGGAACGUUGACGGGCGUGGUCGCGCUGAUAACCGGGUCGACGGUUGGAGCAGGGAUUUUGGCGUUACCGAGUGUCUGCGCGGAAACGGGCGUGGUGCCUUCCAUUUUAGGCAUCGUUGGUACGUGGACGUUGCUCUUGCUCUCCGCGUUGUUGUUGGCGGAGAUUAACGUGAGCGUGAUGAGGGAAAGAGACGAGGUGCGGUUCGAGCACGGGCGAGGCCAUUCGCCCGUAGUGAUUUCGUUGCCGGACAUGGCGAUGACGACGUUGGGUAAAACCGGGUCGUACGUCAUGUCUGCGACGUAUUUGUUCGCCUCGACGACUUUGUUGGUCGCGUAUAUCGCCAAAGCCGGCGAGAUUAUAGAAACGAUCGAUCCGGCGCUGACGCUCGAGGCGAGCACGAUUGGUUUUACCGUCGGUCUAGGGGCAGUGAUGGCGUUUGGAUCCGUGAACGUAAUCGAUAACAUCAACAGGGUGUUAACGAUCGUCUUGAUGGGUUUGUUUUUCGGCAUAUUAUACGAAGGCGCGAUCGUUGCCGAUUUCAAAAACUACGAUCUCAUCAACGACGCGAGCAAAUUACCGGAAGCAAUACCCAUCAUGUUUUUAUCGUUAAUUUACCACGAUUUAGUGCCAGUUAUUUGUGCAUACAUGAAUGGUGAUUUGAAAGAGAUCCGUAAAGCGAUCGUUGUUGGUAGCUGUGUUCCACUGUUUAUGUUUAUCGCUUACCUCAUCGUCGCGUUGUCCAUCAACAACACCUCAGUCGCGAGCGGGUUAGGCUUUGAAGACCCGUUGGACUUACUGUUAAAAUCAGACGUCGGAUGGAUUGUCGGAGGUUUUAGCUUUUGUGCAAUUAGUACGAGUUUCAUAGGCACUUGUCUAGGCGUCACGAGUACGAUAGAGCCGAAAAUCAAGGAAACCUUCGCGGAGAAAGGUUUAACGGCGAAAGGCGCCAAAAAGGUUUCGUAUUUCGCGACGUUGAUCUUACCGUUGAUUAUCGCGUUAUCCGCUUCGGAUAUCUUCUUACCGGCGACAAAGUUCGCCGGAUCGUACGGCGCACCAGUUUUGUACGGGUUGUUACCCUCGGUGAUGUGUUUCAUUUGGUUCACCAGCGAAGAACGGAAUUCGUUUCACAACGUCGGCAUGGAGUACGGUACAAAGAUCCCCAUCAAAGCGCUCGUGUUUUUAGCCUCGUUUGCGAUUAUGGCCGAUAGAUUCUUGCAAGAUACCGGGUUGUUGUCGUUCAGUUCAGUUAGUAGUUAG
Molecule: messenger RNA, 1872 nt
Organism: Bathycoccus prasinos
Lineage: Eukaryota; Viridiplantae; Chlorophyta; Mamiellophyceae; Mamiellales; Bathycoccaceae
Product: tyrosine-specific transport protein
Exons: 1
Coding region: 1-1872 (623 amino acids)
Biological process (GO): amino acid transmembrane transport
Source: RefSeq, a predicted model, not a curated record